AACUGAGCUGAACCCGGCAGUGAGAGGUCCCUGCUGUGGGUUAAAUACCCCAGGGAAAGCAGAAGAGAAGGGGCCGGGGAGGCGGCGUCCAUCGUCUCCUUGCAGAAUGUUCUGGAAGCUUUCUCUGUCUUUGCUCCUGGUGACGGCGCUGGCGAAGGUGCCAGAAGCCCGGCAGCCCCGGCCGGCCGGGGCCAUCCCCUCCCCGUACAAGGACGGCAGCAGCAACCACUCAGAGAAAUGGCAGCGUCAGGUGAAGGAGGUGCUGGCGUCCAGUCAGGAGGCCCUGGUGGUCACCGAACGCAAGUACCUCCGGAGUGACUGGUGCAAGACGCAGCCCCUGAGGCAGACGGUGAGCGAGGAGGGCUGCCGCAGCCGCACCAUCCUCAACCGCUUCUGCUACGGCCAGUGCAACUCCUUCUACAUCCCCCGGCACGUGAAGGAGGAGGGGGGGUCCUUCCAGUCCUGCGCCUUCUGCAAACCGCAGCGCUUCGCCUCCGUCUUCGUGGAGCUCGAAUGCCCUGGGCUGGACCCACCGUUUCUCCUCAAGAAAGUGCAGAAGGUGAAGCAGUGCCGGUGCAUGUCAGUGAACCUGAGCAACACUGACAGGCAGUGA
Condylura cristata (star-nosed mole) is the source of this 613-nucleotide messenger RNA. It is a transcript of the gene GREM2, whose product is annotated as gremlin 2, DAN family BMP antagonist. The transcript has 2 exons. The record is from RefSeq and is a predicted model, not a curated record. NCBI's taxonomy places the organism in Eukaryota, Metazoa, Chordata, Mammalia, Eulipotyphla, Talpidae. Bases 107 to 613 code for a protein of 168 amino acids. Gene Ontology annotation, biological process: animal organ morphogenesis. Gene Ontology annotation, molecular function: BMP binding; receptor ligand activity.